UUUUCAUAAUAACCAGCGUCGAAAAACAAAAAUAAAUCAGCGGAAAAGUACCGACAGACACACACACACACACACACACACACACACACACACAGGCACACACAGGUACUUGUACAGAACUAAGGUACUCCGUACUGUACUCUGUAGAUGGGGUGUGAUGUGAGCUCGAUGCGAUGCGGGAUGUCACGGCAGGGGUUCUUGGAUAUUUAUUUCUUGGGGCUAGCUGCUCAUUGGCGGAUGGAAUAAUUUUAGCCCCUCCAUCAGGACCCCCUUUUUUUCUGGAACUGGAAGUCGCGGUCUGGCCUAGCAACCAGUCCAAAGCGUCCAAGCAGCACCUUGGAUCAGCACCACGACACACGUGCGGUCACCGCCUUCCUUCCAGGGCCCUGGUUCAUCUCCCAGAAGAGGGGGUAAUCUGUGUUGCUGCCCUGUUCCUGCUCUGUCCGCUCUGUCUGCCCAUAACCCCCACUAAGAACCUUCCCAAUUUCCUGACCUGAUCGCAUUGUCUUCGUCUUGAUCGUUGCUUCGAACAAGAUAAUAAACAGCCCGCUGCUCGCUCUUUGUUUCACCAGCAGUUUCUCCUUCUGCUUCUGCUUUGCCCAAGCUUCUUCCUACCUUCCAGUUGACUUUCUCCACAAUGGCUGACAUUAAGGUCGACGUUCUCGUUAUCGGUGCUGGCCCAACCGGUUUGGGUGCUGCUAAGCGUCUCAACCACAUCAACGGUCCCUCGUGGCUGAUCCUCGACGCCAACGAGAAGGCUGGCGGUCUUGCGUCUACCGAUGUCACUCCUGAAGGCUUCCUCUACGAUGUUGGUGGCCAUGUCAUCUUCUCUCACUACAAAUACUUCGAUGACUGCAUCGACGAGGCCCUCCCAAAGCCAGACGACUGGUACACCCACCAGCGUAUCUCAUACGUUCGUUACAAGGGCCAAUGGGUUCCCUACCCAUUCCAGAACAACAUCUCGAUGCUUCCCAAGGAGGACCAGGUCAAGUGCAUCGAUGGCUUGAUCGAUGCCGCCAUGGCUGCCCGCGUUGCCACCGAUAAGCCCAAGAACUUUGACGAGUGGAUUCUCCGGACGUGCGGUGAGGGCGUUGCCGACGUCUUCAUGAGACCCUACAACUACAAGGUGUGGGCUGUUCCCACCACCAAGAUGCAAUGUCAGUGGCUCGGCGAGCGUGUCGCUGCCCCCGACGUUAAGCUGGUGACCCGCAACGUUAUCCUCAACAAGACUGCCGGUAACUGGGGCCCCAACGCCACAUUCCGCUUCCCCGCCAGAGAUGGUACUGGUGGUAUCUGGAUCGCCGUUUCCGACACUCUGCCCGAGAAGAACAAGCGCUAUGGCGAGAAGGGCGAGGUCACCAAGGUCGAUGCCGACAAGAAGGUUGUCACCCUCAAGGACGGCACCACCAUCGGCUACGACAAGCUGAUCAACACCAUGGCUGUUGACCACCUCGUUGAAAAGAUGGGCAGCCAGGAGUUGAUCACUCUCUCCAAGGGUCUCUACUACUCCUCCACCCACGUCAUUGGUGUUGGUAUCCGUGGCGAGCGCCCCGAGCGCAUUGGCGACAAGUGCUGGUUGUACUUCCCCGAGGACAACUGCCCCUUUUACCGCGCCACCAUUUUCUCCAACUACUCCCCAUACAACCAGCCCCAGGCCGACGUCAAGCUGCCCACUCUCUACAAGGCCGAUGGCAGCAAAGCUGACUCGAGCGAGGCCAAGCCCGGUCCAUACUGGUCCAUCAUGUUGGAGGUUUCCCAGUCCACCAUGAAGCCAGUCGAUGAGGAGAACAUCCUCAGGGACUGCAUCCAAGGUCUCAUCAACACGGAGAUGAUCAAGCCCGAGGACGAGAUCAUCUCCACCUACCACCGCAAGUUUGACCACGGUUACCCCACCCCAUCGCUCGAGCGUGAAGGUGUUCUCAAGGAGCUCCUCCCCAAGCUCCAGGCCCAGGGCAUCUGGUCUCGCGGUCGCUUCGGCAGCUGGAGAUACGAGGUUGGCAACCAGGACCAUUCCUUCAUGCUCGGUGUGGAGGCGGUCGACAACAUCGUCAGCGGUGCUGUCGAGUUGACCCUCAACUACCCCGACUUUGUCAACUCCCGCGCCAACACGGAGCGGAGACUUGACCAGCCCUUCUACAGCGCAGGGACACCCCCCAAGGAGCUUCCUUCCAGGGAACGGGCGUAAGUGGUGAUGGGAUAUCCAGUCGGCGAUAGUGAGCGCCGGCUAUAUUGGUAAUACAAAGCAUAUAUGGGAAUGGGAGCGGGAGUUUUGCGUGUAUAGCCUAUCGAGAUUUGGGCCGUAGGUGUUGGGUUGGGGCAUUUACUUGGAAUUUCAAGUAGGUAUGCGGGAACGGAAUAAAACGAUUUCCAGUGACGGUAAAGCAAGGCAUAGAGAGAAUUCCUGCCAGCUACACGUUAUAGAGUCAAAAGAUAGAACUAAUACAGGCUUGACGGCGUGAACAUUUCAGGGCAUCGGAUCUCUCUGCUAAGGAUGCUUGAUUGUACUCUG
Messenger RNA from Podospora pseudopauciseta, 2509 nucleotides. RefSeq lists its product as uncharacterized. The transcript is spliced from 6 exons. NCBI's taxonomy places the organism in Eukaryota, Fungi, Ascomycota, Sordariomycetes, Sordariales, Podosporaceae. Gene Ontology annotation, molecular function: oxidoreductase activity. The record is from RefSeq and is a predicted model, not a curated record. The coding region runs from base 638 to 2185 and encodes 515 amino acids.